Rhodamnia argentea is the source of this 3140-nucleotide messenger RNA. Its product is annotated as protein FAR1-RELATED SEQUENCE 2. NCBI's taxonomy places the organism in Eukaryota, Viridiplantae, Streptophyta, Magnoliopsida, Myrtales, Myrtaceae. The record is from RefSeq and is a predicted model, not a curated record. The transcript has 8 exons. Gene Ontology annotation, biological process: regulation of DNA-templated transcription. The coding region runs from base 277 to 2889 and encodes 870 amino acids. Gene Ontology annotation, molecular function: zinc ion binding.
GUUCUCACUUCCCCUUCAUUUCUUCUCGGUCACCUGCUUUUCCUCUGCUAAUCUUUCUUUUUCUUCUUCUUCUUCUUCUUCUUCUUCUUCGGUUCAUGACCAACAAUCGUCGGAUCAGACCCAAAGCUUCAUAAUUCAUUGGCGCAGCGCCCAACCCCGAAGCUGGACCCUCUCGUUUCAUCCGCCACUGAACCGAUCGCCACUUCGAACGAGGUCUCAUGUCACGACUUCCUCUCUUGCUCCUCUUCAGGAAUCUAAGAGUUCAAAAAUUAGUACAUGGAGAUUGAUUUUGAACUUCCUUCAGAUGGAAAAGAGAAGUUAGACUCCGACAAAAAUGCAGGUUUGGAUGUUGGAGAGUCUUCCAAUUUUAACAUGCUUGCUGAGGAAGAGGAUGUAAAUUCUCUUGAUAGGAGUGAAAAUAUUCUGGUAGCACCCCAGUGUGACAGCGGGGAAAAUGUAGAUUUUCUUAACAGGAGUGAAACUAGUUGGGAAAAUGUAAAUUCUCUUAACGGGAGUGAAGAUAUUAUGGUAGCCCCCCAGCAUGACAGCGAGGAAAAUGGUGCUUGUGUUAUGAAUCAGGCGGAGACAAACUCCAUUGUCGAUGUUCAUCAUAGAUUUCCGAGGACGGCUCCUCGGAUUGGUUUAGAAUUUCAAACAAAGGAAGCAGCAUACUCUUUCUACAGAGAGUAUGCCCGCUCUGUUGGAUUUGGCAUCACAAUAAAAGCAAGUCGUCGCUCUAAGAAAUCUGGGAAGUUUAUUGAUGUGAAGAUAGCUUGUUCUAGGUUUGGAAGCAAGCGGGAGUCCAGUUCAACUGUCCAUCCACGCCCCUGUAUAAAGACGAACUGCAAAGCCGGAAUGAAUAUGAAGAGGAGGGAAGAUGGCAUAUGGAUUAUAUAUAGUGUUGUUAACGAGCAUAACCAUGACAUUGUCCCAGAUGACUUCUAUAAUUCCCUCCGGGGAACGACAAAGCAAGCUGGUGCUUUAGCCUAUCGAAAGAAAGGUCUACAAGCUGUCCUAAAUGAGGAAGAUACACAAGUGAUGCUUGACCAUUUCAUGACCAUGCAGCAGGAGAAUCCCAAUUUCUUCUAUGCAAUAGAUUUGGGCUGUGACAAAUGCUUGAGAAGUGUCUUCUGGGUUGAUGCUAAAGGAAGGCAUGAUUAUGCCAGUUUCUGUGACGUGGUCUUCUUUGAUAUCUUUUAUGUUAAAGAAAAAUACAAUGUUCCUUUUCUUCCUGUUGUUGGAGUCAAUCACCAUGCUCAGUACUUACUGCUUGGAUGUGCAUUAAUUGGGGACGAAGAGAAAUCGUCUUAUCGUUGGGUGAUGCAGGCAUGGCUCAAUGCAAUGGGUCAUCAAGCUCCUAAAGUUGUCAUAACCGAUCAAGACAAACAACUGAAAGAAGCUGUGGCAGAUGUAUUUCCAGAUACACGCCAUUGUUUUUGCUUGUGGCACAUUUUCAGAAAAAUUCCUCUAACUUUGGCACAUGUUCUAGAUCAAUAUGAUAAAUUCAUGGAUAAUUUUAACAAAUGUGUGUAUCUGUCUUGGAUGGAUGAACAGUUUGAAAAGAGAUGGCAGAAACUGAUUCAUAAAUUUGAAAUAGGGGAAGAUGAAUGGGUUUGCUCAUUAUAUGAAGAUCGUAAAAAGUGGGUCCCAACUUACCUGCAGGAUGCCUUUUUAGCUGGAAUGUCCACAGCGGAUCGAGCUAGAAGCGUGACGGCUUUUCUUGAUAGGUACCUAAAUAGAGGAAUUUCUUUUAAGGAAUUCUUGAAGCAAUACAAAGCGUAUUUGCAAGAAAGGUAUGAAAGUGAGGCUGCAGCAGAUGCCGAAUCACAGUGCAAACCACCUGUAUUAAGGUCUACUUCAACAUUUGAGAAGCAAAUGUCAACAAUCUAUACAAAUGCAGUUUUUAAGCAAUUUCAGGAUGAGGUUCUGGGAGUUGAGUUGUGUCAUCUGCAAAGAGAAAAUGGAAAUGAACCAGCUGCAAUCUUUCGAGUUGAAGAUUUUAGGGAAAGUCAAAAUUUUGUUGUCUCUUGGAAGGAAGCUGACUCAGAAAUUUUUUGUUCGUGUAAAUCAUUUGAAUACAGAGGUUUCCUUUGUAGACAUGCAAUGCUUGUUCUUCAAACAUCUGGCGUUUCUAGCAUCCCAUGUCCGUAUAUUUUAAAGCGCUGGACAAAGAAUGCAAAGAUCAGGGAAACUGACUCUGAAAAAUCAAAAGGAUUGCUUGCUUCCAGAAUGCAGCGGUUUGAUGAUCUUUGUAAGCAAGCAGUUAAACUGGGGGAACUGGGGUCUUUAUCUCAGAAAGCUUACAAUAUUGCAUUUCAGGCCUUAGAGGAAGUGUCAAGACAGCUUUCGAGGGUUAAUUCUGGGUGGAGUGUUUCGGACCCUAGCUUAGUUACUGUUCACCAAAAUGCUGAAGCCCCAGAAGAGAAUCACGGGAACGUGGUUAAGUCACUUAAGAGAAAGAAAAUAUGUAAGAAGAGAAAGGUGGCGCAUUUUGAGCAAGGAGGUGCGGCUAUCAGGACUCAAGAUAACUUCCAUGAUAUGGAGCAAGCAAGUUCGAGAACCGAAGGCCAGGAUAACCGUUGGAUUUCCCUACAGGGCAUGCAACACACGGAAUCAAAUUUCAGAACAGCAAGUCUAGAUGGCCAUGACGAUGCUCAUCAAAGUAUGCCAGGAGUGGGACAUUUACAUUCAGUGUCAUCGCGAGUUUUUCACUGUGGGACACAACAAAUUUUGCCGGAACUGGGACACAGUUUUGGAGCACAAGAAAUUCCUGGGUGCUUCACCAUUCGGAGUGAUUUCCUAAACACUGGACAGCCUGUUGGUUCGAUGCACUUGCAGUUUCAGGGCAUUGCAUUGAAGAAUUUGCCGGAUAAGAAAUUGCAUAGGUGAAUUUACCUAUUGAACUUUUCAGUGAAGUUAAGAAUGGCAAGAGCAUUCUCAAUUAGCUACCAACAUAUGUAAGGUAGAAAAGGAGCUCUCAACAUCAUGUAGAUUCACUUUUCUGUAGAUUAGAUGAGCAUAGUGACAAAUGGCCACAAAUCUUGUAUGUCUUCAACUUAGCUGAGCAUAGGUGACGAAUCACAAGAAGUGUAAAGGGAUCUUUUCUCAUAUCUGAAUGAUGUUCUCUCUCUCCCUCUCUA